GCAUUGGGAAAGAAUUUGAAAAUAAAAAUACAGCUCCGUGAUUUUCAACAUAAAGACCACGAACAGCAUAGUCAGUCGUGAAAAAAAAUUCACAUCCAGAAGUUGGAGGGCCACAAAGUACAAGUCGCCCAGGCCAGUCUGCAGAGACUGUUCAUGCUUCCGCCCAGCAAAAAUCUGGAAGGCGACACGUCGCGACGAAUUUCAGCUGCAGAAGAGGAAGAGCAUCACCUGCAGUCCGCGGCGUGGGAAACGCCGCCGGAGGGGCUCCGCGAGCCGGGGAAGUGCGCGCAGCGGGGCUCCGGGCGGCUCAGGCGCUGAGUGCGAGGAACGCCCGCGCUCGCCGGCGCCCGGGAAACGCAGCCGAAGGAGGAGGGCAGGCGUUUCACCCGCGCCACAGCUGCGGCCGGCCAGAGAGACCGCAGAGGCCGGGACCCCCCGCAGCCUCCGCGCCCGCUGCUGCGACUGCCGGAGUGGCGCGCCCAGCCGGAGAAUCCCGUCCGCGCCCGGGGCGGGGGGCGAGGCGGGGCGCUGACGUCACCUCCCCUCCCCCACCGCCUCCAAGAGGGAGGGAGUCGGGAAAGAGGCAGCGAGUCGCCGCAGCCGCCGGCCGCAACUCCUCAACUCGGCGGCUGGCUGCCUGGGCACGUCCUGACAAACUUGGCUGCUCCCGGGCCCUCGUUCCGGCCCCGCGCACUCUCUUUUCGCCUGCGUUUGGUGCUUAAGUUUGUCCUGGUCGGAAGCCUCCGGAGAUGCGGCCGCCUGGGUCCCGGCGGCACGGACGUUGGCACUCUGGUUAGGGACACGCUGAAGAUCCCGGGGAGGCAAAGUUGGUACUUCAAACCCGGCUCGUAACACAUAUCUACACCGCGGGGGGAUCACGGAGCUGCCGGGGACUUUAGAGCCCAGGGCCGAGGACUCGGCUAGACUGAUUCCCGACAGUUAAGCAAUGGGGAGACAUUUGGCCUUGCUCCUGCUUCUCCUCCUCCUCUUCCAACAUUUUGGAGACAGUGAUGGCAGUCAACGACUUGAACAGACUCCUCUACAGUUUACACACCUCGAGUACAACGUCACUGUGCAUGAGAACUCUGCAGCUAAGACUUACGUGGGGCAUCCUGUCAAGAUGGGUAUUUACAUUACACAGCCAUCGUGGGAAGUAAGGUACAAAAUUGUUUCCGGAGACAGUGAAAACCUGUUCAAAGCUGAAGAGUACAUUCUCGGAGACUUUUGCUUUCUAAGAAUAAGGACCAAAGGAGGAAAUACAGCUAUUCUUAAUAGAGAAGUGAAAGACCACUACACAUUGAUAGUGAAAGCACUUGAAAAAAAUACUAAUGUGGAGGCGCGAACGAAGGUCAGGGUGCAGGUGCUGGAUACAAAUGACUUGAGGCCGUUAUUCUCACCCACCUCAUACAGCGUUUCUUUACCUGAAAACACAGCCAUAAGGACCAGUAUUGCAAGAGUCAGCGCCACAGACGCAGACAUAGGAACCAACGGAGAAUUUUACUACAGUUUUAAAGAUCGAACAGAUAUGUUUGCUAUUCACCCAACCAGUGGUGUGAUAGUGUUAACUGGUAGACUUGAUUACCUAGAGACCAAGCUCUAUGAGAUGGAAAUCCUCGCUGUGGACCGUGGAAUGAAAUUGUAUGGGAGCAGUGGCAUCAGCAGCAUGGCCAAGCUAACGGCGCACGUCGAACAGGCCAAUGAAUGUGCCCCGGUGAUUACAGCAGUGACAUUGUCACCGUCAGAACUGGACAGGGACCCAGCAUAUGCAAUUGUGACAGUGGAUGACUGCGAUCAGGGUGCCAAUGGUGACAUAGCAUCUUUAAGCAUCGUGGCAGGCGACCUUCUCCAGCAGUUCAGAACAGUGAGGUCCUUUCCAGGGAGUAAGGAGUAUAAAGUCAAAGCCAUCGGUGGCGUUGAUUGGGACAGUCAUCCUUUCGGCUACAAUCUCACACUACAGGCUAAAGAUAAAGGAACUCCGCCCCAGUUCUCUUCUGUUAAAGUAAUUCACGUGACUUCUCCACAGUUCAAAGCCGGGCCAGUCAAGUUUGAAAAGGAUGUUUACAGAGCAGAAAUAAGUGAAUUUGCUCCUCCCAACACACCUGUGGUCAUGGUAAAAGCCAUUCCUGGUUAUUCCCAUUUGAGGUAUGUUUUUAAAAGUACACCCGGAAAAGCUAAAUUCAGUUUAAAUUACAACACUGGUCUCAUUUCUAUUUUAGAACCAGUUAAAAGACAGCAGGCAGCCCAUUUUGAACUUGAAGUAACAACAAGUGACAGAAAAGUGUCCACCAAGGUCUUGGUGAAAGUCUUAGGUGCAAAUAGCAAUCCGCCUGAAUUUACCCAGACAGCGUACAAAGCUGCUUUUGAUGAGAACGUGCCCAUUGGUACUACUGUCAUGAGCUUGAGUGCCGUAGACCCUGAUGAGGGUGAGAAUGGGUAUGUGACAUACAGUAUCGCAAAUUUAAAUCACGUGCCAUUUGCGAUUGACCAUUUCACUGGUGCUGUGAGUACGUCAGAAAACCUGGACUACGAACUGAUGCCUCGGGUUUAUACUCUGAGGAUUCGUGCAUCAGACUGGGGCUUGCCGUACCGCCGGGAAGUCGAAGUCCUUGCUACAAUUACUCUCAAUAACUUGAAUGACAACACACCUUUGUUUGAGAAAAUAAAUUGUGAAGGGACAAUUCCCAGAGAUCUAGGCGUGGGAGAGCAAAUAACCACUGUUUCUGCUAUUGAUGCAGAUGAACUUCAGCUGGUACAGUAUCAGAUUGAAGCUGGAAAUGAACUGGAUUUGUUUAGUUUAAACCCCAACGCUGGGGUAUUGUCAUUAAAGCAGUCGCUAAUGGAUGGCUUAGCUGCAAAGAUGUCUUUUCACAGUCUGAGAAUCACAGCUACAGAUGGAGAAAAUUUUGCCACACCGUUAUAUAUCAACAUAACAGUGGCUGCCAGUCGCAAGCUGGUAAACUUGCAGUGUGAAGAGACUGGUGUUGCCAAAAUGCUGGCAGAGAAGCUUCUGCAGGCAAAUAAAUUACACAACCAGGGAGAGGUGGAGGAUAUUUUCUUUGAUUCUCACUCUGUCAAUGCUCACAUACCACAGUUUAGAAGCACUCUUCCGACUGGUAUUCAGGUAAAGGAAAACCAGCCUGUGGGUUCCAGUGUAAUUUUCAUGAAUUCCACUGACCUUGACACUGGCUUCAAUGGAAAACUGGUCUAUGCUAUUUCUGGAGGAAAUGAGGAUAGUUGCUUCGUGAUUGACAUGGAAACAGGAAUGCUGAAAAUUUUAUCUCCUCUUGACCGUGAAACAACAGACAAAUACACCUUGAAUAUUACCGUCUAUGACCUUGGGAUACCCCAGAAAGCUGCAUGGCGUCUUCUACAUGUCGUGGUUGUUGAUGCCAAUGAUAAUCCACCCGAGUUUUUACAGGAGAGCUAUUUUGUGGAAGUGAGUGAAGACAAGGAGGUACAUAGUGAAAUCAUCCAGGUUGAAGCCACAGAUAAAGACCUAGGGCCCAACGGACACGUGACAUACUCGAUUCUUACAGACACAGAUACAUUUUCAAUUGACAGUGUGACGGGUGUUGUUAAAAUUGCGCGCCCUCUGGAUCGAGAGCUGCAGCAUGAACACUACUUGAAGAUUGAAGCCAGGGACCAAGCCAGAGAAGAGCCUCAGCUGUUCUCCACUGUCGUUUUGAAAGUAUCACUAGAAGAUGUUAAUGACAACCCACCUAAAUUUAUUCCACCUAAUUAUCGUGUGAAAGUCCGAGAGGAUCUUCCAGAAGGAACCGUCAUCAUGUGGUUAGAAGCGCACGAUCCUGAUUUAGGUCAGUCUGGUCAAGUGAGAUACAGCCUUAUGGACCACGGAGAAGGAAACUUUGAUGUGGAUAAACUCAGUGGAGCAGUUAGAAUCGUCCAGCAGUUGGACUUUGAGAAGAAGCAAGUGUAUAAUCUCACUGUGAGGGCCAAAGACAAGGGAAAGCCAGUUUCUCUGUCCUCUACCUGCUAUGUUGAAGUUGAGGUGGUUGAUGUGAAUGAGAACUUGCACCCACCCGUGUUUUCCAGCUUUGUGGAAAAGGGGACAGUGAAAGAAGAUGUGCCUAUUGGUUCAUUGGUAAUGACAGUGUCGGCUCAUGAUGAGGACGCCGGAAGAGAUGGGGAGAUCCGAUACUCCAUCAGAGAUGGUUCUGGCGUUGGUGUUUUCAGAAUAGGUGAAGAGACAGGUGUCAUAGAGACGUCAGAUCGACUGGACCAUGAAUCGACCUCCCAUUAUUGGCUGACAGUCUUUGCAACCGAUCAGGGUGUCGUGCCUCUUUCAUCGUUUAUGGAGAUCUACAUAGAGGUUGGGGAUGUCAAUGACAAUGCACCACAGACAUCAGAGCCUGUUUAUUACCCAGAAAUCAUGGAAAAUUCUCCUAAAGAUGUAUCUGUGGUCCAGAUCGAGGCAUUCGAUCCAGAUUCGAGCUCUAGUGACAAGCUCAUGUACAAAAUUACAAGUGGAAAUCCACAAGGAUUCUUUUCAAUACAUCCUAAAACAGGUCUCAUCACAACUACAUCAAGGAAGCUAGACCGAGAACAGCAAGAUGAACACAUAUUAGAGGUUACUGUGACAGACAGUGGUAGUCCCCCCAAAUCAACCAUUGCAAGAGUCAUUGUGAAAAUCCUUGAUGAAAAUGACAACAAACCUCAGUUUCUGCAAAAGUUCUACAAAAUCAGACUCCCUGAGCGAGAAAAGCCAGACCGAGACAGAAAUGCCAAACGGGAGCCCCUCUAUCGCGUGAUCGCCACCGACAAGGAUGACGGCCCCAAUGCGGAAAUCUCCUACAGCAUCGAAGACGGGAAUGAACACGGCAAAUUUUUCAUCGAACCAAAAACUGGAGUGGUUUCGUCCAGGAGGUUUUCAGCAGCUGGAGAAUAUGAUAUUCUUUCGAUUAAGGCAGUUGACAAUGGUCGCCCUCAAAAGUCAUCAACCACCAGACUCCAUAUUGAAUGGAUCUCCAAACCCAAACCGUCCCCGGAGCCCAUUUCAUUUGAAGAAUCAUUUUUUACCUUUACUGUGAUGGAAAGUGACCCCGUUGCCCACAUGAUUGGAGUAAUAUCUGUUGAGCCUCCUGGCAUACCCCUUUGGUUUGACAUCACUGGAGACACGCUUGCUAGAGAAGUUUUUUACAUCUUUCAGAUGACUUGUGACCCGAACUGUACAGCAGAAGGUGGCAACUAUGACAGUCACUUCGAUGUGGACAAGGGAACUGGAACCAUCAUUGUCGCCAAACCUCUUGAUGCAGAACAGAAGUCAAACUACAACCUCACAGUCGAGGCUACAGAUGGAACCACCACUAUCCUCACCCAGGUAUUCAUCAAAGUAAUAGACACAAAUGACCAUCGUCCUCAGUUUUCUACAUCAAAGUAUGAAGUUGUUAUUCCUGAAGAUACAGCGCCAGAAACAGAAAUUUUGCAGAUCAGUGCUGUGGAUCAGGAUGAGAAAAACAAACUAAUCUACACUCUGCAGAGCAGUAGAGAUCCAUUGAGUCUCAAGAAAUUUCGUCUUGAUCCUGCAACCGGCUCUCUCUAUACUUCUGAGAAGCUCGAUCAUGAAGCCGUUCACCAGCACACCCUCACGGUCAUGGUACGAGAUCAAGAUGUGCCUGUAAAACGCAACUUUGCAAGGAUUGUGGUCAAUGUCAGCGACACAAAUGACCACGCCCCGUGGUUCACCGCUUCCUCCUACAAAGGGCGGGUUUAUGAAUCGGCAGCCGUUGGCUCAGUUGUGUUGCAGGUGACGGCUCUGGACAAGGACAAAGGGAAAAAUGCUGAAGUGCUGUACUCUAUCGAGUCAGGAAAUAUUGGAAAUUCUUUUGUGAUUGAUCCUGUCUUGGGCUCUAUUAAAACAGCCAAAGAAUUAGAUCGAAGUAACCAAGUGGAGUAUGAUUUAAUGGUAAAAGCUACAGAUAAGGGCAGUCCACCUAUGAGUGAAAUAACUUCUGUGCGUAUCUUCAUCACAAUUGCUGACAAUGCCUCUCCGAAGUUUACAUCAAAAGAAUAUUCUGUUGAAAUUAGUGAAACUGUCAGCAUUGGGAGUUUUGUUGGGAUGGUUACAGCCCAUAGUCAGUCAUCAGUGGUGUAUGAAAUAAAAGAUGGAAAUAUAGGUGAUGCUUUUGAUAUUAAUCCACAUUCUGGAACUAUCAUCACUCAGAAAGCCCUGGACUUUGAAACUUUGCCCAUUUACACAUUGAUAAUACAAGGAACUAACAUGGCUGGUUUGUCCACUAAUACAACGGUUCUAGUUCACCUGCAGGAUGAGAAUGACAACUUGCCAGUUUUUAUGCAGGCAGAAUACACAGGACUCAUUAGUGAAUCAGCCUCAAUUAACAGUGUGGUCCUAACAGACAGGAAUGUCCCACUGGUGAUUCGAGCAACUGAUGCUGAUAAAGACUCAAAUGCUUUGCUUGUAUAUCACAUUGUUGAACCAUCUGUACACAAAUAUUUUGCUAUUGAUUCUAGCACUGGUGCUAUUCAUACAGUACUAAGUCUGGACUAUGAAGAAACAAGUAUUUUUCACUUCACCGUACAAGUGCAUGACAUGGGAACCCCACGUUUAUUUGCUGAGUAUGCAGCCAAUGUAACAGUACAUGUAAUUGACAUUAAUGACUGCCCUCCUGUGUUCGCCAAGCCAUUAUAUGAAGCAUCUCUUUUGUUGCCAACAUACAAAGGAGUAAAAGUCAUCACAGUAAAUGCUACGGAUGCCGAUUCAAGCGCAUUCGCACAGUUGAUUUACUCCAUCACCGAAGGCAAUAUCGGGGACAAGUUUUCUAUGGACUACAAGACUGGUGCUCUCACUGUCCAAAACACAACUCAGUUAAGAAGCCGCUAUGAGCUAACCGUUAGAGCUUCCGACGGCAGAUUUGCCGGCCUUACCUCUGUCAAAAUUAAUGUGAAAGAAAGCAAAGAAAGUCACCUAAAGUUUACCCAGGAUGUCUACUCUGCAGUAGUGAAAGAGAAUUCCACCGAGGCGAAAACAUUAGCUGUCAUUACUGCUAUUGGGAAUCCAAUCAAUGAGCCUUUGUUUUAUCACAUCCUCAACCCAGAUCGCAGAUUUAAAAUAAGCCGCACUUCAGGAGUUCUGUCAACCACUGGUAUACCCUUCGAUCGUGAGCAGCAGGAGGCGUUUGAUGUGGUUGUAGAAGUGACAGAGGAACGUAAGCCUUCCGCAGUGGCCCACGUUGUCGUGAAGGUCAUUGUAGAAGACCGGAAUGAUAAUGCACCGGUGUUUGUCAACCUUCCCUACUACGCCAUUGUUAAAGUGGACACUGAGGUGGGCCAUGUCAUUCGCUAUGUCACUGCUGUAGACAGAGACAGUGGCAGAAACGGGGAAGUGCAUUACUACCUCAAGGAACAUCAUGAACACUUUCAGAUUGGACCCUUGGGUGAAAUUUCACUGAAAAAGCAAUUUGAACUUGACACCUUAAAUAAAGAAUAUCUUGUUGCAGUGGUUGCAAAAGAUGGAGGGAACCCGGCCUUUUCAGCGGAAGUUAUCGUUCCGAUCACUGUCAUGAAUAAAGCCAUGCCUGUGUUUGAAAAACCUUUCUACAGUGCAGAGAUUGCAGAGAACAUCCAGGUGCACAGCCCUGUGGUCCACGUGCAGGCCAACAGCCCAGAAGGCUUGAAAGUGUUCUACAGCAUCACAGAUGGAGACCCUUUCAGCCAGUUCACUAUUAACUUCAAUACUGGAGUUAUCAACGUCAUAGCUCCUCUGGACUUUGAGGCCCACCCGGCAUAUAAACUGAGCAUACGCGCAACUGACUCCUUGACAGGCGCUCAUGCUGAAGUAUUUGUGGACAUCAUAGUAGAGGACAUCAAUGAUAACCCUCCUGUGUUUGCUCAGCAGUCUUAUGCGGCAACCCUGUCUGAGGCAUCUGUAAUUGGAACAUCUGUUGUUCAAGUCCGAGCCACAGAUUCUGAUUCAGAACCAAAUAGAGGAAUCUCAUACCACAUGUUUGGGAAUCUCAGCAAGAGUCAUGAUCAUUUUCAUGUAGACAGCAACACCGGCCUCAUCUCACUCCUCAGAACCCUGGAUUACGAGCAGUCCCGGCAGCACACGAUUUUUGUGAGGGCUGUUGAUGGUGGUAUGCCCCCGCUGAGCAGUGAUGUGAUUGUCACGGUGGACGUUACCGACCUCAAUGAUAAUCCACCACUCUUUGAACAACAGAUUUACGAAGCCAGAAUUAGCGAGCACGCCCCUCAUGGGCAUUUUGUGACCUGUGUAAAAGCCUAUGAUGCAGACAGUUCAGACGCAGACAAGUUGCAGUAUUCCAUUCUGUCUGGCAAUGAUCAUAAACAUUUUGUCAUUGACAGUGCAACAGGGAUUAUCACCCUCUCAAACCUGCGCCGGCACGCCUUGAAGCCAUUUUACAGUCUUAACCUGUCAGUUUCUGAUGGAGUUUUUAGAAGUUCCACCCAGGUUCAUGUAACUGUAAUUGGAGGCAAUUUGCACAGUCCUGCUUUUCUUCAGAACGAAUAUGAAGUGGAACUAGCUGAAAACGCUCCCCUACAUACCCUGGUGAUGGAGGUGAAAACUACCGAUAGGGAUUCUGGUAUUUAUGGCCACGUUACUUACCAUAUUGUAAAUGACUUUGCCAAAGACAGAUUUUACAUAAAUGAGAGAGGACAGAUAUUUACUUUGGAGAAACUUGAUCGAGAAACCCCAGCGGAGAAAGUGAUCUCCGUCCGUUUAAUGGCUAAGGAUGAUGGAGGAAAAGUUGCUUUCUGCACUGUGAAUGUCAUCCUUACAGAUGACAAUGAUAAUGCACCACAAUUUCGAGCAACCAAAUAUGAAGUGAAUAUUGGAUCCAGUGCUGCUAAAGGGACUUCAGUCAUUAAAGUUCUUGCAAGUGAUGCCGAUGAGGGCUCCAAUGCCGACGUCACCUAUGCCAUUGAAGCAGACUCUGAAAGUGUAAAAGAGAAUUUGGAAAUUAACAAACUGUCUGGCGUAGUCACUACAAAGGAGAGCCUCAUUGGCUUGGAAAAUGAAUUCUUCACUUUCUUUGUUAGAGCUGCAGAUAAUGGGUCUCCAUCAAAAGAAUCUGUUGUUCCCGUCUAUGUUAAAAUCCUUCCACCAGAAAUGCAGCUUCCAAAAUUUUCAGAACCUUUCUAUACCUAUACAGUGUCGGAGGACGUGCCUAUUGGAACAGAAAUAGACCUCAUCCGAGCAGAACAUAGCGGGACUGUUCUUUACAGCCUGGUCAAAGGGAAUACUCCAGAAAGCAAUAGGGAUGAGUCCUUUGUGAUUGACAGACAGAGCGGGAGACUGAAGCUGGAGAAGAGUCUUGAUCAUGAGACCACUAAGUGGUAUCAGUUUUCCAUACUGGCCAGGUGCACUCAGGAUGACCACGAGGUGGUGGCGUCUGUAGAUGUUAGUAUCCAAGUGAAAGAUGCAAAUGACAACAGCCCGGUCUUUGAAUCUAGUCCAUAUGAGGCAUUCAUUGUUGAAAACCUGCCAGGGGGAAGUAGAGUAAUUCAGAUCAGGGCAUCUGAUGCUGACUCAGGAACCAACAGCCAAGUUAUGUAUAGCCUGGAUCAGUCACAAAGUGUGGAAGUCAUUGAAUCCUUUGCCAUUAACAUGGAAACGGGCUGGAUUACAACUUUAAAGGAACUUGACCAUGAAAAGAGAGACAAUUACCAGAUUAAAGUGGUUGCAUCAGAUCAUGGUGAAAAGAUCCAUCUAUCCUCCACAGCCAUUGUGGAUGUUACCGUCACCGAUGUCAACGAUAGUCCACCACGAUUCACGGCCGAGAUCUAUAAAGGGACUGUGAGUGAGGAUGACCCCCCAGGUGGGGUGAUUGCCAUCUUAAGUACCACGGAUGCCGAUUCUGAAGAGAUCAACAGACAAGUUACAUAUUUCAUAACAGGAGGGGAUCCUUUAGGACAGUUUGCUGUUGAAAAUAUACAGAAUGAAUGGAAGGUAUAUGUGAAGAAACCUCUAGACAGGGAAAAAAGGGACAAUUACCUUCUUACUAUCACAGCAACUGAUGGCACCUUCUCAUCAAAAGCGAUAGUUGAAGUGAAAGUUCUGGAUGCAAAUGACAACAGUCCAGUUUGUGAAAAGACUUUAUAUUCAGACACUAUUCCUGAAGACGUCCUUCCUGGAAAACUGAUCAUGCAGAUCUCUGCUACAGACGCAGACAUCCGCUCUAACGCUGAAAUUACGUACACAUUAUUGGGUUCAGGUGCAGAAAAAUUCAAACUAAAUCCAGACACAGGUGAACUGAGAACGUCAACCCCCCUUGAUCGUGAGGAGCAAGCUGUUUAUCAUCUUCUCGUCAGGGCCACAGAUGGAGGAGGAAGAUUCUGCCAAGCCAGUGUUGUGCUCACGCUAGAAGACGUGAACGAUAGCGCCCCCGAAUUCUCUGCCGAUCCUUAUGCCAUCACUGUGUUUGAAAACACAGAGCCCGGAACGCUGCUGACAAGAGUGCAGGCCACGGAUGCCGACGCAGGAUUAAAUCGGAAGAUUUUAUACUCACUGAUUGACUCUGCUGAUGGACAGUUCUCCAUUAACGAAUUAUCUGGAAUUAUUCAGUUAGAAAAACCUUUGGACAGAGAACUACAGGCAGUAUACACCCUCUCUUUGAAAGCUGUGGACCAGGGCUUGCCAAGGAGGCUGACUGCCACUGGCACUGUGGUCGUAUCAGUUCUUGACAUAAAUGACAACCCCCCUGUGUUUGAGUACCGUGAAUAUGGUGCCACCGUGUCUGAGGACAUUCUUGUUGGAACUGAAGUUCUUCAAGUGUAUGCAGCAAGUCGGGAUAUUGAAGCAAAUGCAGAAAUCACCUACUCAAUAAUAAGUGGAAAUGAACAUGGGAAAUUCAGCAUAGAUUCUAAAACAGGGGCCGUAUUUAUCAUUGAGAAUCUGGAUUAUGAAAGCUCUCAUGAGUAUUACCUAACAGUAGAAGCCACUGAUGGAGGCACGCCUUCACUGAGUGACGUUGCCACUGUGAACAUUAAUGUAACAGACAUCAACGAUAAUACCCCUGUGUUCAGCCAAGACACCUACACAGCAGUCAUCAGUGAAGACGCCGUCCUUGAGCAAUCUGUCAUCACGGUUAUGGCCGAUGAUGCUGAUGGACCUUCCAACAGCCACAUCCACUACUCAAUUAUAGAUGGCAACCAGGGAAGCUCGUUCACAAUUGACCCCAUCAGGGGAGAAGUCAAAGUGACCAAACUUCUUGACCGGGAAACGAUUUCAGGUUACACGCUCACGGUUCAAGCUUCUGAUAAUGGCAGUCCACCCAGAGUCAACACGACGACUGUGAACAUCGAUGUGUCUGAUGUCAAUGACAACGCGCCCGUCUUCUCCAGGGGAAACUACAGUGUCAUUAUCCAGGAAAAUAAGCCGGUGGGCUUCAGCGUGCUGCAGCUGGUAGUAACAGAUGAGGAUUCUUCCCAUAACGGUCCACCCUUCUUCUUUACUAUUGUAACUGGAAAUGAUGAGAAGGCGUUUGAAGUUAACCAGCAAGGAGUCCUCCUGACUUCAUCUGCCAUCAAGAGGAAGGAGAAAGAUCAUUACUUACUGCAGGUGAAGGUGGCAGAUAAUGGAAAGCCUCAGUUAUCAUCUUUGACAUACGUUGACAUUAGGGUCAUUGAGGAGAGCAUCUAUCCCCCUGCGAUUUUGCCCCUAGAGAUUUUCAUCACCGCUUCUGGAGAAGAGUACUCAGGUGGCGUCAUUGGGAAGAUCCAUGCCACAGACCAGGACGUGUAUGAUACUCUCACCUACAGUCUCGACCCUCAGAUGGACAACCUGUUCUCUGUUUCCAGCACAGGGGGCAAGCUGAUAGCACACAAAAAGCUAGACAUAGGGCAGUACCUUCUCAACGUCAGCGUAACAGAUGGGAAGUUCACGACGGUGGCCGACAUCACAGUGCAUAUCAGACAAGUCACACAGGAGAUGUUGAACCACACCAUCGCGGUCCGCUUUGCCAACCUCACUCCGGAAGAAUUUGUUGGCGACUACUGGCGCAACUUCCAGCGAGCUUUACGGAACAUCCUGGGUGUGAGGAGGAACGACAUACAGAUUGUUAGUUUGCAGUCCUCUGAACCUCACCCACAUCUGGACGUCUUACUUUUUGUAGAGAAAUCAGGUAGUGCUCAGAUUUCAACAAAACAACUUCUGCACAAGAUUAACUCUUCCGUGACUGACAUUGAGGAAAUCAUUGGAGUUAGGAUACUGAAUGUAUUCCAGAAACUCUGCGCAGGACUGGACUGCCCCUGGAGGUUCUGCGAUGAAAAGGUGUCUGUGGAUGAAAGUGUGAUGUCAACACACAGCACAGCCAGACUGAGUUUUGUGACUCCCCGCCACCACAGGGCAGCGGUGUGUCUCUGCAAAGAGGGAAAAUGCCCACCUGUCCACCAUGGCUGUGAAGAUAAUCCAUGCCCUGAGGGAUCCGAAUGUGUGUCUGAUCCCCGGGAGGAGAAACACACCUGUGUCUGUCCCGGCGGCAGGUUUGGUCAGUGCCCAGGGAGUUCGUCUAUGACACUGACUGGAAACAGCUAUGUGAAAUAUCGUCUGACGGAAAAUGAAAACAAAUUAGAGAUGAAACUGACCAUGAGGCUCAGAACGUAUUCCAUGCAUGCAGUCGUCAUGUAUGCUCGAGGAACUGACUAUAGCAUCUUGGAGAUUCAUCAUGGAAGGCUGCAGUACAAGUUUGACUGUGGAAGUGGCCCUGGAAUUGUCUCUGUUCAGAGCAUUCAGGUCAAUGAUGGGCGGUGGCACGCAGUGUCCCUGGAAGUGAACGGAAACUAUGCUCGUUUGGUUCUAGACCAAGUUCAUACUGCGUCGGGCACAGCCCCAGGGACUCUGAAAACGCUGAACCUGGAUAACUAUGUGUUUUUCGGCGGCCACAUCCGUCAGCAGGGAACAAGGCACGGACGAAGUCCUCAAGUUGGUAAUGGUUUCAGGGGUUGUAUGGACUCCAUUUAUUUGAAUGGGCAGGAGCUCCCUUUAAACAGCAAACCCAGAAGCUACGCACACAUCGAAGAGUCGGUGGAUGUGUCUCCAGGCUGCUUCCUGACGGCGGCGGAAGACUGCGCCAGCAACCCUUGCCAGAAUGGAGGCGUUUGCAGUCCGUCACCUGCUGGAGGUUAUUACUGCAAAUGCAGUGCCUUAUACAUAGGGACCCACUGUGAGAUAAGCGUGAAUCCGUGUUCCUCCAACCCAUGCCUCUAUGGGGGCACGUGCGUUGUCGACAGCGGAGGCUUUGUUUGCCAGUGUAGAGGAUUAUAUACUGGUCAGAGGUGUCAGCUUAGUCCAUACUGCAGAGAUGAACCGUGUAAGAAUGGCGGAACAUGCUUUGACAGUUUGGAUGGCGCCGUUUGUCAGUGUGAUUCAGGCUUUAGGGGAGAAAGGUGUCAGAGUGAUGUUGAUGAGUGCACUGGAAACCCCUGCCUGCACGGGGCCCUCUGUGAGAACACACACGGCUCCUAUCACUGCAACUGCAGCCACGAGUACAGGGGACGUCACUGCGAGGAUGCUGCACCCAACCAGUACGUGUCCACGCCGUGGAACAUUGGGUUGGCAGAAGGAAUCGGAAUCGUUGUGUUUAUUGCAGGGAUAUUUUUACUGGUGGUGGUGUUUGUUCUCUGCCGUAAGAUGAUUAGUCGGAAAAAGAAGCAUCAGGCCGAACCUGAAGACAAGCACCUGGGACCCGCUACGGCUUUCUUGCAGAGACCAUAUUUUGAUUCCAAGCUAAAUAAGAACAUUUACUCAGACAUACCACCCCAGGUGCCUGUGCGGCCUAUUUCCUACACGCCGAGCAUUCCAAGUGACUCGAGAAACAAUCUUGACCGAAAUUCCUUCGAAGGAUCUGCUAUCCCAGAGCAUCCCGAAUUCAGCACUUUUAACCCCGAGUCUGUGCACGGGCACCGAAAAGCAGUGGCAGUCUGCAGCGUGGCGCCAAACCUGCCUCCCCCACCUCCUUCAAACUCCCCUUCUGACAGCGACUCCAUCCAGAAACCUAGCUGGGACUUUGACUAUGACACGAAAGUGGUGGAUCUCGAUCCCUGUCUUUCCAAGAAGCCUCUAGACGAAAAGGCUUCCCAGCCGUACAGUGCCCGGGAAAGCCUGUCUGAAGUGCAGUCCCUGAGCUCCUUCCAGUCCGAAUCGUGCGAUGACAAUGCUUCCAUAGUGACCGUAAUGCACCUUGUCAAUGCUGUGGUUGACACGGCGAGCACAGAAGGUACAGUUAAUCUUUGGCUGCUCCUGACCUCAGCAAACCAAGAGGGUAUCACUGGGAUACAUCAGACUGGAUGCCAAGCGUUCCUCUGCCGGACAUACAGGAGUUCCCCAACUAUGAGGUGAUUGAUGAGCAGACACCCCUGUACUCAGCAGAUCCAAACGCCAUCGAUACGGAUUAUUACCCUGGAGGGUAUGACAUCGAAAGUGAUUUUCCUCCACCCCCGGAAGACUUCCCCGCAGCCGAUGAGCUACCACCACUACCGCCCGAAUUCAGCGAUCAGUUUGAAUCCAUCCACCCUCCUAGAGACAUGCCUGCCGCGGGUAGCUUGGGUUCUUCAUCAAGAAACCGGCAGAGGUUCAACUUGAAUCAGUAUUUGCCCAAUUUUUAUCCCCUCGAUAUGUCUGAACCUCAAACAAAAGGCACUGGUGAGAAUCGUACUUGUAGAGAAUCCCAUGCCCCUUACCCGCCAGGGUAUCAAAGACACUUCGAGGCGCCCGCUGUCGAGAGCAUGCCCAUGUCAGUGUACGCCUCCACGGCCUCCUGCUCCGACGUGUCGGCCUGCUGCGAAGUGGAGUCCGAGGUCAUGAUGAGUGACUAUGAGAGCGGGGACGACGGCCACUUCGAAGAGGUGACGAUCCCGCCCCUGGAUUCCCAGCAGCACACGGAAGUCUGACUCUCAGCUCCCCCCAAAGUGCCUGACUUUAGUGAACCUAGAGAUGAUACGAGUAAUCCGCAUUGUUCUUUGCAGCAGUGCUUCCAAGCUUUUUUUGGUGAGCCGAAUGGGCAUGGCUGCGCUGGAUCCUGCACCUCUGGACAUGCUAGCCAUUUCCAGUGUCCCAGCUACUGUCAUCGUGAGGUUUUCAUCGGCUGUGCUGUUUCCCAACGUCUUUUGGGAUUUACAUCUGUCUGUGUUAAAAUAAUCAAACGAAGAAUCAGUCCUGUGUUGUCAGCAUGAUUCAUGUAUUUAUAUAGAUUUGAUUAUUUUAAUUUUCCUGUCUCUUUUUUUUGUAAAUUUUAUGUACAGAUUUGAUUUUUCAUAGUUUUAACUAGAUUUCCAAGAUAUUUUGUGCAUUUGUUUCAACUGAAUUUUGGUGGUGUUAGUGCCAUUAUCUAGCACCCUGUUUUUUUUUUUUACUAUAACCAGGGUUUCACUCUGUCUUUUUCCACUGAAGUAUGACAUUUUGUUAGAAUAUUUCAGUGUAGUCAUUCAUUUCUAGCUGUACAUAGGAUGAGGGAGAGAUGUGAUACAUGAACAUGUCUUACAUGGGUUGCUGUAUUUAGAAUUAUAAACAUUUUUCAUUAUUGGAAAGUGUAACGGGGACCUUCUGCAUACCUGUUUAGAACCAAAACCACCAUGACACAGUUUUUAUAGUGUCUGUAUAUUUGUGAUGCAAUGGUCUUGUAAAGGUUUUUAAUGAAAACUACCAUUAGCCAGUCUUUCUUACUGACAAUAAAUUAUUAAUAAAAUACUU
This is a messenger RNA of Nomascus leucogenys (northern white-cheeked gibbon), 15685 nucleotides long. RefSeq names its product FAT atypical cadherin 1 (gene FAT1). Lineage: Eukaryota; Metazoa; Chordata; Mammalia; Primates; Hylobatidae. Gene Ontology annotation, molecular function: calcium ion binding. The transcript has 30 exons. The record is from RefSeq and is a predicted model, not a curated record. The coding region runs from base 947 to 14335 and encodes 4462 amino acids. Gene Ontology annotation, biological process: homophilic cell-cell adhesion. Gene Ontology annotation, cellular component: plasma membrane.